CAACAACAGCAAAUUUCUCAACAAAAUGCUCUUCUUCAACAUGCCACUCUUCCUCAACAAUAUGCUAUUCUUUCUCAACAACAUGCCGCUCUUUCUCAACAUAUCACUCUUUCUCAACAACAUGCCACUCUUCCUCAACAACAUGCUAUUCCUCCUCAACAACAUGCCGCUCUUCCUCAACAAUAUGAUUCUCAAUUAUAUAAUUUACCUCUUACUUUACCUCAACAUAAUUGGAAACAUGGUGAAAUUAAAAUUUUACUUGAUCAUCUUCAAGAAAAAUUUUCAACUUGGUCUAAAGGGAAUAAAUCUAAAUUUUAUAAUGAUAUAACGAAGAAUAUUCUUUCUAAUAAAGAAGCAAAUGCAAUUAAAG
Funneliformis geosporum is the source of this 370-nucleotide messenger RNA. The record is from the annotation of a GenBank genome assembly. Lineage: Eukaryota; Fungi; Glomeromycota; Glomeromycetes; Glomerales; Glomeraceae.